Molecule: messenger RNA, 1060 nt
Organism: Linum trigynum
Lineage: Eukaryota; Viridiplantae; Streptophyta; Magnoliopsida; Malpighiales; Linaceae
Source: the annotation of a GenBank genome assembly
UCCCAAAUACAUCUACCCGGCCUUUCUCUUUGUGGGGAGUUUUUCCCCUUGAUCCCAACUUUACGGCAACUCUUUCUCUCCAACACUCUUGCAAAUUGUUGCAAUGCGUUGCUAUAAAGCCAUCCCAAUUCCAAAUUUCCAACGGAUUCUCUUUCUUCUGUUCUUGCUUGAUCAAUUUCCUGAGAAACUAACUCUUGUAUUUUCUCUCACGUUCUCUCCCUCUUUGAAGAUCGAUCGGUUGAUCUCCUUAGAGGGAGGGAAAUACAUGUGAGGAGCUAGACAUGAAAAUGGAACCCCCAAUUAGAAACUACCAUACCCUAACUUUUCCAACAUUCGAGAAGCCGCCAUUGGAUUCCGGUGGCAGCCGUCAUCUUCGAGAAGGCGUAGGGUUGAUUCUUUCUCGAUGGAGGGCACUGCAAUUGGCUGUUCAGAACCAAUGGGGAGGCCAUGAUUCCCUUCAGAAGUCCCACCAACUAGCAAAUGACGUCUUGUGUUGGUUUUUACAUUGCAAGGGGCGGCUUCACGUGGAGGAUCUCGAGAAUUUGUUGCAUGAAAAUCUCCUGCUGAAUUUCAACACAGAGAUCGAAGACGGCAGCAUUGAGGAGGUGGCAGAACAGCUGAUGGUGAUGUACGAAGAACACUUGCACAAGAACCAUUAUCACAAACCCUAGUUAAGGUUUCGAUAAUACGAGUUUCAGCUGCUAGAUCAGAUGAUCUUCAUGCAUGCGGGGCGUGAUGAUGUCCUUCGGUUGUUAGAACAAGGACUUUUUCGAGAUAAAGAAUCUCGGUUUUUGAAUUUAUUAUGUGGCUCUGUGAUGAAAUUGGAUUGAUCGAGUUGAUGUUUAGAUGAUAUACAGUCGGAUGUAUGUACCAUUUUAAGAUGAUCACGAUUCAUCUUUCAUUGAACCAAAUCAUUAUCGGUUAAAAUGAUGAGCAUGCAUGUUUUUAUAAUUUAUAAGACCCCUCAUGUUAGAUAUUAGAUUUUUUUUAAUGAUGGUGAUAAUGCAUUAAAGAUAAAGAAGAAAAAAUCAAGAAGGUUUAAUACAAGCAUAGACAGACG